CAACAGUUUACUAUAUGAAAGCUCUUUGGAGGCUUCUGUGAAAUGAGCUUGUUGUCUCAGUGUAACAGUUAGCAGAUGCUUGUUGUAAACAGCUGCCCUAACACUGGCAAACGUACAUGGUUGUAGUUUACUGCUGCAAACAUUGGCAACAUCAGCACAGUUCUAGCCUACAGCCACCAGAGGCCACUGCUGCUCUUUGCCUUUCUUAUGUGUAGCGUGAGCAGCUACAAGGAAUCACCCCAGAGGCAUCCAAGGAAUACAUCCAACCAAAACUGGCAACCCUAUGCUGUGAGGAUUUUAGAGGCAGAAAAGGGAGCGGAUCCCUCUCAUCACUGAGGUACAGGCAGACUCCAGUGUUUGGGCAACUUCUUGCUGAAUUUGAAGAUCAGAAAUCAAUAGCCAAACACUGAAGGGAUGCCAGCCCACUUGAUUUCUGGGGCUGUGGAGAAAAACUGGAGCAUGUGCACCCCUUAAAGGCUCUCAGACCCUAGAUGGCAAAGAAAAAGAGCCCAACGUUGCAACACCCUGCUUUUAAGCCACUUUUGAUGGGGAGGGGAUGAGGGCCUGACUCAGGCUAAUGUGUGGCAAUACUAGUGUCAUCAGAGGGUUGCUAACCAGCCCCCAAGGAUUUUGUCCUGGAGUCUCCAGGAAUUAAUCUUUUUAAAGACUAUGUCCCGCGAGGAAACUCCAGCAAUAGGGCCAACCUGAAUAGGGCCAACCUAGUGUCAUGACUUCCAGAGCCUGCCUCAAAGGGGAGCGCAGGAAGGGUAACGUGCGUGUGUGCGCGCGCGUGGCCACUCCCCUGCUGCAGGCGCGGGGGCUCAGGUUCUCCGUCCCUGCCCCGCCGCCCAACAGCUGCCGCUUGGCGAUUAGAACUCCGCUCCGCUCUCAGAAUUCCACAGUACCCGGAUGUCACAGAGGCCAGGCCAUCCAUCAUCGUUCACCUCUUCCUCCCUCCGCUCGCGAGUGCACGCGCAUAACCCCCUCCCAUUACCAGGGGUAGGGCGCAUGCGCCGCCGCCCUUCACUAGAAUCACUUUUCUUUCCCUCGCGACCUCAGACCUUUUGCGUCCGCGCGGGUAAAGCGCAAGCGCCUUUGCCGUGCGCAUUUCCCUCCCUCGCCGUUCACGCGCGUGCGCGUUUCACUUGUCUCGCGCAUCUCCAUACAGCGCCUCAAUCUCUGUGUAUAGGGCCGGUACGUUCUUUCCUCGCCUGCCCCACCCUUUCAACUGCCUCUUCCUCCGCCACCGCCGUUGCAGUGUGGUGGGGGAGCGAGUGCGCGCGCACGCGCACGAGCGUGCGGGGGGAGGGGGCAGCCAUGCCGAGGGGGCGGCCUUCCAAACCCAGCAGGGAGGACAGCAAGGCCGGUGCCGAGUCAGAUGGUGUUCUGACACUGAAUACAGAGAACAGUAAUUGUUCCUACCAAGUACCAAGCUUCCGUAAGUGUGAGAUCUGUUUGCUAUCUUUUUCAAAAGUGACACAGUUCCAGCGCCACAUGAGGGAUCAUGAGAGAAAUGACAAGCCUCAUCGGUGCGACCAGUGUCCGAUGUCAUUUAAUGUUGAGUUCAACUUGACACUUCAUAAAUGUACUCACAAUGGGGAAGAUCCGACAUGUCCUGUGUGUAACAAGAAAUUCUCCAGAGUGGCUAGUCUCAAAGCUCAUAUUAUGCUACAUGAGAAAGAAGAGAAUCUUAUUUGUUCAGAGUGUGGAGAUGAGUUUACUUUGCAGACCCAACUGUCCAUGCAUAUGGAAGAACAUCGUCAGGAAUUGGCUGGAAGCAGGACCCAUAGCUGCAAGUCCUGUAAGAAGGAAUUUGAGACUUCCUCACAGCUUAAGGAGCACAUGAAAACUCACUACAAAAUAAGGGUAUCCAAUACUAGAUCUUACAACCGAAAUAUUGACAGAAGUGGGUUUACAUAUUCAUGUCCGCACUGUGGAAAGACAUUCCAAAAACCAAGUCAGUUAACUCGACAUGUUAGAAUACAUACAGGUGAAAGACCAUUUACGUGUAGUGAAUGUGGAAAAGCCUUUAACCAAAAGGGGGCAUUACAGACACACAUGAUUAAACAUACUGGUGAAAAACCCCAUGCUUGUGCCUUUUGUCCAGCAGCCUUUUCUCAAAAAGGCAAUCUUCAGUCUCAUGUACAGAGAGUUCAUUCAGAGGUGAAGAAUGGCCCUACCUAUAACUGUACAGAAUGUAGCUGUGUUUUCAAAAGUUUAGGCAGCUUAAAUACUCACAUCAGCAAGAUGCAUAUGGGUGGUCCACAGAACUCAUCAAGCACUACUACGGAAGCAUCUCAUGUUACAACGGAUCCUGUGGCUCAGCCUCUAAUGACGUCUCCUGCUAACCUGAUGCAACCUGUUGAUAAUAAAUGGAAGAAUGCCACACAUUUUCGGUCUCCACUUCUUCAACAGACAGAAAACCAAGUAACUUCAGCUGCAGGUCAACAAGGGCAACAGGCUGUAACAGAUGUCAUCCAGCAGCUCCUUGAGCUGUCAGAGCCAGGUCCAGUGGAAAAUAACCAGCCCCAGCAACCUGGCCAACAACUCAAUAUUGCAGUAGGACUCAAUCGAGACAUUUUGCAGCAAGCCUUAGAAAACAGUGGGCUAUCUUCAAUUCCAGUCUCAGCGCAUCCUACAGACUGCAGCCAGGCUAAGAAUCCUACAACACAGGAUCAAAAUCCAGAUGUUCAGAAUCUUUCUAAUCAUCAAGCUGACCCUAAUAAUGCAGAACAAGAUAAAGAGCAAGAAAGCCCAGAUAAGAUGGAUAAAAAAGAGAAAAAGGUUAUAAAGAAAAAGUCACCAUUUUUACCUGGUUCUGUACGUGAAGAGAAUGGAAUAAGAUGGCAUGUUUGCCCAUAUUGCUCUAAAGAAUUUAAAAAACCCAGUGAUCUAGUGCGCCACAUUCGAAUUCACACGCAUGAGAAGCCAUUCAAGUGUCCCCAGUGUUUCCGCGCCUUUGCUGUGAAGAGCACUCUCACAGCACACACAAAAACACAUACUGGCAUUAAAGCUUUUAAGUGCCAGUAUUGUAUGAAAUGUUUUUCCACCUCAGGAAGCUUAAAAGUUCACAUUCGUCUGCAUACAGGUAUUAGACCUUUUGCUUGUCCUCACUGUGAUAAAAAGUUCAGAACAUCUGGCCACAGGAAGACUCACAUUGCUUCACACUUUAAACACACUGAAUUACGAAAGAUGCGACAUCAGCGUAAACCUGCAAAAGUUCGAAUAGGAAAGACCAGCGUUCCAGUACCGGAUAUUCCUUUGCAAGAACCCAUACUCAUCACUGAUUUAGGUCUUAUCCAGCCAAUCCCAAGGAAUAGCCAGUUUUUCCAAAGUUAUUUUAAUAAUAGUUUUGGAAAUGAAGCAGACAGGCCAUACAAGUGUUAUUACUGCAAUCGAGCAUAUAAAAAAUCUUGCCAUCUUAAGCAACAUAUCAGAUCACACACUGGUGAGAAGCCAUUUAAAUGUUCUCAGUGCGGAAGAGGUUUUGUCUCGGCUGGAGUGUUAAAAGCGCAUAUUAGAACUCAUACUGGAUUGAAAGCUUUUAAGUGUCUUAUAUGUAAUGGGGCCUUCACUACUGGUGGUAGCCUCAGGCGACACAUGGGGAUUCAUAAUGAUCUUCGACCAUAUAUGUGUCCAUAUUGUCAAAAAACAUUCAAAACUUCAUUAAACUGCAAAAAACACAUGAAAACUCAUAGGUAUGAGCUUGCACAGCAGCUUCAGCAGCACCAGCAAGCUGCUUCAAUAGAUGAUUCAACAGUAGAUCAGCAGAGCAUUCAUGUUUCCACUCAAAUGCAAGUAGAGAUUGAAAGUGAUGAGCUGCAGCAGCCAGAAGCUGUCACAACAGAUCAGGAAGCUAUUUUAGAACUAGACCAGCAGCAGGUGGUAGCCACAGAAGAAACAGGACUGGGACAACAAUUGACUGACCAAUCUUUAGAGCAAGAUGAAGAUAGGUUUGUGACAUCCCAACAUGCUUUACAGGAGAACAUCAAUCAAUUUGAACAGCAAACUCUAACACAACAGUCAUUUGAUCAGCAAGGGUUAUCACAAGGUUUUACAGUGAAUGAUAGCUACAAUCAACAGAAUCAAUUUUCAGCUGUACAGCAGCUACAGGAUUCAAGCACACUUGAGUCUCAGGCUCUUUCAACAAGUUACCAUCAACCAAAUCUGCUUCAAGUUCCUAACCCAGAGACUAUUAAUGUGACUACUCGCCUCAUACAAGAUCAGUCACAAGAAGAACUUGAACUGCAUGCCCAACGCCCCCAGUUUCUUGAGGACAAUGAAGAUCAAAGCAGACGUUCAUACAGAUGUGACUAUUGCAACAAGGGUUUUAAGAAAUCCAGCCAUUUGAAGCAGCAUGUGCGAUCACACACUGGUGAGAAACCUUAUAAAUGCCAGCUGUGUGGCCGUGGAUUUGUUUCCUCAGGAGUUCUUAAAUCACAUGAGAAGACUCACACAGGAGUUAAAGCAUUCAGCUGUAGCAUUUGCAAUACAGCUUUCACUACCAAUGGCAGCCUUACCAGGCACAUGGCAACUCAUAUGAGCAUGAAGCCUUACAAGUGCCCAUUCUGUGAUGAAAGCUUCCGAACAACCGUUCACUGCAAAAAGCACAUGAAAAAACACCAGACGGUCUCCUCUGCAGUAGCAGCAACUGGAGAGGCCGGAGGAGGAGUUGUAUGUGUGGAAGAAGAUGAUGAAAAUUCUGAAAGAACUGCUUCCAGAAAGUCUCGUCCUGGUGUCAUCACUUUCACCGAGGAAGAAACAGCAGAACUGGCAAAAAUUAGACCUCGAGAAAGUGCUACAGUCUCAGAAAAAGUUCUUGUCCAGUCUGCUGCGGAAAAGGACAGAAUCAGUGAGAUCAAAGAUAAGCAUGCAGAACUGGAAGCGGAGCCCAAAUACGCCAAUUGUUGUACUUAUUGUCCCAAAAGCUUUAAAAAACCCAGCGAUUUAGUCAGGCAUGUUCGUAUCCACACUGGGGAGAAACCAUAUAAAUGUGAUGAAUGUGGAAAGAGUUUUACUGUGAAGUCUACUCUGGAUUGCCAUGUAAAAACGCACACAGGUCAAAAGCUCUUCAGUUGCCAUGUAUGCAGUAAUUCUUUUUCUACCAAAGGGAGUCUAAAAGUGCAUAUGCGUCUGCAUACAGGAGCAAAGCCAUUUAAGUGUCCACACUGUGACUUACGGUUUCGUACUUCAGGACGCAGAAAAACGCACAUACAGUGUCACUAUAAACCAGAAACCAAGAGGGUCAGGAAGCCUGUUACCCGUACAUCUGCUGAGGGAUUACAACCAGUGAAUCUUCUUAAUUCUUCCACGACAGAUCCCAAUGUUUUUAUCAUGAAUAACUCUGUUCUGACAGGUCAAUUUGAUCAAAAUUUGCUUCAGCAAGGACUUGUGAGCCAGGCAAUCCUUCCUGCUUCUAUGUCAGCUGGAGGUGACUUAACUGUGUCCUUGACAGAUGGUAGCUUGGCCACCCUUGAAGGCAUACAGUUACAGCUUGCUACUAAUCUGGUUGGGCAGAAUGUUCAAAUUUCUGGAAUAGAUGCUGCCAGUAUUAACAACAUCACAUUACAGAUUGAUCCCAGUAUUUUACAGCAGACAUUACAGCAGAGUAACUUACUUGCCCAGCAUCUAACUGGGGAUCCCAGUAUGGCUCCACAGAACAACUCCCUCCAGACAACAGACAGCACCGUGCCAGCUAAUGUGGUUAUCCAGCCCAUAUCAGGCUUGUCUUUACAGCCAACAGUUACAUCUUCAGCUAAUAUGACGAUAGGACCACUGUCUGAGCAAGACUCUGUGUUAUCAACUAACAGUAAUGGUGCACAAGAUCUCUCUCAAGUGAUGACCUCACAGGGUAUGGUGUCCACUUCGAAUGGUCAGCAUGAGAUAACAUUGACCAUAAAUAACUCAAGUUUGAGUCAAGUUCUAGCUCAUGCUGCUGGUUCCACCACUACAAACUCAUCAGGAAGCCCACAAGAAAUUACCCUCACCAUAUCUGGUCAAGAUCUUAUUCAGCAUAAUUCUUCUGGAAGUAAUGAGUUGAAUGGGAGUUUACGACUGACAACACCAUCAAUUAGCAAUCAAUCAACAGGUGCUACGUUAACUAUAAGCAAUGAUCAACUUCUGUCUCAGGGUACAUCACUGAACGCUUCAGAACUUAAUACGUCAAGUGGAAAUCUUCCUUCAACACCACCCAUGUCUCAAUCCACAGUUUCUGCUCAGAACUUAGUAAUGUCUUCGUCAGGAGUUGGAGGAGAUGGUAGUGUUACCUUGACCUUGGCUGAUACUCAGGGCAUGUUAUCUAGUGGUCUUGAUUCAGUUACACUUAAUAUCACUUCACAGGGUCAGCAAUUCCCUGCUUUACUCACAGAUUCUAGUCUCUCCAGCCAAAGCGGUUCGGGCUCACAGCAAGUCAUACUGGUGAGCCAUGCACCACAUUCAGCAUCUACAAACUCUGAUGAAAUAACAUAUCAGGUGGCUGAGGUUUCUUCUAACCUGACUAAGGGUAAUCAAGAAAAGGAGGGCCGUGUACACCAAUGUUUUGAAUGUAGUCAGACCUUUUCUUCAGCCACAAUGUUAAUGCACCACAGUAAAGAGGUUCAUGGCAAGGAGAGAAUUCAUGUAUGCCAUGUUUGCAAUAAAGCCUUCAAACGGGCAACACAUCUCAAGGAGCACAUGCAAACCCAUCAGGCUGGACCUUCACUAAGUUCCCAGAAGCCACGAGUGUUUAAAUGUGAUACUUGUGAAAAGGCUUUUGCUAAACCAAGUCAGCUGGAGAGGCAUAGCCGCAUACACACAGGGGAACGUCCAUUUCAGUGUACACUGUGUGAUAAAGCUUUUAACCAGAAGAGUGCCCUUCAGGUGCAUAUGAAAAAGCACACGGGAGAGAGGCCUUACAAAUGUGAUUACUGUGCAAUGGGCUUUACACAGAAAAGCAAUAUGAAACUCCAUAUGAAACGAGCUCAUGGCUAUGCUGGUACUAUACAAGAAUCUGCCAGUCAGCAAGAACAAGAAGGGGAAGAUAUUAAUCGUGCUUUGAAUUUAGAAGAGGUUGUUCAAGAAUCUUCAAAUGAAUGGCAGAGUAUAAGCAAUGUAUUUCGAUGACACCUUAGUUGAAAGCUUUGCUUUCAGGACUUGAAUUUCUCAACAUAUGUUUUGAAAAAAGUAAAGCAUAUGGAUUUUACAGUUGAUGCUUCAAGCAUUGAAAAUAUUAACAAUAGAAUAAUAUAUUAUAGUUUUUUUUAAUUAUUUACAAAAAGUACUUAAAUAGAAUCAUUGUUUUUGUAAGCUUGUGGGAAAAUAUUGAAAAAACAUCAAUUAAUCUGUGUUAAGUUGUCUACAAAUCAAUGAACUCAGGUAAUACUACAUGCGGUUUCAUCUUCUAACCCACAGACAGUAUAUCUAGUUGAACAAUUAACUGGAACUUCAUAUCAGGAAAGAGUGAUUCCCUUGUAUUAGUAAAGAAGAUGAAAAGUAACUUCAUGGGAAAACCAUGAAAAUUGUCAUUUACUUUUUUAUUUUAUUUUUUUAAUGUAUAGCAAAAAUGUUUGAGGUUAGAAAGAAAAGUGUUAUGAUAGAGAUGCAUGCAGUACAGAAUUAAUUUUUACAAUGCACAGUAAAGUGUUAAAAGUCUGUUCUUAGUUUCUUUUGGUGCUUUUGAGGAAUUUUGGAAAGUGAAUUGCCCUUGCAUUAAAUGGUAUUUAUGUAGCUAAUCUCUUGAGAGGUGACCGGGCUAUUUCCAUUCCAGUUGUAGAGACAGUCAUUAGUUUUUUCCCUCAAAAUGUCUGAGGCUUCAAAUUCAGCAAUAAAUAUUCAAAGAAAAUCCAAACUAAAGAGAUUAAACUGAUUGAACGCCCCCGUUUUUAGGUUUGCUGUAAGGAUCAGCAGGCAGAUACUUGAGUAUUUGUGGAAAGCACAAGCCAUAUUCUAAAGUUGGGAGGUAACCUAAAAUUGUACAUUUUAAUAGCAGAUGGAUAGUAAGCUGCAGUACAGGUCACCUCAAUUAACAUAAAAGUAAUCUGUACUGUAGACAUUUUUAGUUCCGAAUCUGUAAAAGCAUCAUUAUUUUCUCAUGCAUCUAUUCUGAAAGCAUUUUACCAUGGUGUGUGUGUGGGGGGGAGGGGUUUGGUGUGGUUUUAUUUUUUGUUUUUUGGUUUUUUUAAAUUAUUUUUUCAGUAAAACUACCUAGUUAACUUAAGGUACAUCUACAGCUAUGGCAGUGUGUAGAGUAGAGACACAGCAUCCCCAGCUAGCGGGGUGUAAAUAGCUGUAGAUGGUGAGGCAUGGUUUAGGUGAGUAGCGUAGAGUGCCCUACACAACUCAGCCCUCAGGGUAUAUAUCCAAGCACGGCCUCCCAUGUCUAUGUUGCUAAUUUCUGUACGUAGUGUCCCACUGCCUCUCCAUUGCCAGAGCCUUUUCGUUGCUGCCUGCACACAGCAGUAUGUAGCUACUCACCUUAGUGAUGAGUGUGGAUGCCACCUGCCUUUCGCCAUGGCGUGUAGCUACACGUGUAGUGCCUUUACUCUACUUGCCGCUGUAAGUGUAGACAUAGCCUUAGUACUGCUCUGAAAGGUGCCACUUGUUAAGUGUAUUCAUAACAAAGAAACACUGGAGUAAAACUUAAGUCAUGUUUUAUACAUUCCAAAGACAGAAAGCUCUUUGCUUACUUUUACUUUGUUCCUUUGAAUUUAUUUAUAUGUUAUAUAUAUGUAUGUAUAUAUAAAAAUAUGUGGGCCUCUAUGUGGCUGAUCAGUAUAUUUUGUAAAUAGUAAUCCCAAUUGCAGGAAGAUUUCAUUAAGUUUUCAAGUUCAUAUGAGUACUUCUAGAUCAAUAUUGGAUUCAUUGUAAUGUAAAAUAGAAUUGGGUUUUAUUUUACCUUUUGCAAAAUAAUCGCCUUUUAUUUGCUCUCAGAUCCAAAAAACACUUUUUUCCCCUUUUGGUAAAUAUUAUCUAUACUUUGUCUGCUAUAAAACCUAGUCAUUUCAGAUUCCUGAAGAAAGAAAUCACUGUUGUUUUUGAUAGGGAAUCUCUUAUUUCUUUUGUUAACUCUUUGCAUAUGUAUAUAAGUAAUAUAGCUGGUGACAAAAAAAUAACAUUUUUGUUAUGUGGAAAUAUUUAAGUCAGAAAUGUUAAUAAUAAUAAUUU
Messenger RNA from Mauremys mutica (yellowpond turtle), 9141 nucleotides. RefSeq names its product zinc finger protein 236 (gene ZNF236). The record is from RefSeq and is a predicted model, not a curated record. The coding region runs from base 910 to 7101 and encodes 2063 amino acids. The transcript is spliced from 37 exons. Lineage: Eukaryota; Metazoa; Chordata; Testudines; Geoemydidae. Gene Ontology annotation, cellular component: nucleus. Gene Ontology annotation, biological process: regulation of transcription by RNA polymerase II. Gene Ontology annotation, molecular function: DNA-binding transcription factor activity, RNA polymerase II-specific; RNA polymerase II cis-regulatory region sequence-specific DNA binding.